GGAGUCGCUCUGUGAUGGGUGGGGGUGCUGCCAUGAGCGUGGCGCUGCGAAAUGCGCAGCGCGCCGUGCCCGUGCGCCGGGCCGCGCUCCGCCGCGCCGUGUGUACCUUGCGCGCCGCCCUGGGCGCCUCCCGCUUCGACGUAGGGCUAGUUUGCGCCAGCAACGCGUUGAUGCAGCGACUGAACGGCGUCUACCGACAUUGCCCGGAGCCCACCGACGUCCUCUCUUUCCCGUUCCACCAAGUGGAGGCGGGGGAGCUGCCGCGGCCGUGCUGCCGCGGCGAUUACAACCUGGGGGACAUCUUUCUAGGGGUAGAAUACAUCCACCAGCAGUGCCGCGAAACCGGGGAGGAUUUUGACGAUGUCCUGACGGUGACGGCGGCUCACGGAUUGUGCCACCUGCUUGGCUUCCGGCACGACACGAAACCCGAGUGGGAGCAGAUGUACCAGAAGGAAGCGCAAAUCCUGGAGGAGCUGAACCGCCUUACAGGCUCCUGCUUGCGGCCCCUCACCGCCGGCCUCUUCUGAGAGACUUGAGAGGGGCUGGGGCUCCGCCAGCGCCGCCCCGGACGUGGCGUG
This is a messenger RNA of Haemorhous mexicanus (house finch), 578 nucleotides long. It is a transcript of the gene YBEY, whose product is annotated as ybeY metalloendoribonuclease. Gene Ontology annotation, molecular function: metalloendopeptidase activity. The transcript has 3 exons. NCBI's taxonomy places the organism in Eukaryota, Metazoa, Chordata, Aves, Passeriformes, Fringillidae. Gene Ontology annotation, biological process: rRNA processing. The record is from RefSeq and is a predicted model, not a curated record. Bases 15 to 527 code for a protein of 170 amino acids.